GCCGAGCCCAGCGGCCUCGUGCGGCAGCCCGCGCUGCUACACGAGCCCGGCAGCGACGCCGUCGGCCUGCCGCAGUGGGCCAGAUAUGUCAGCCCGGGCUCGGCGUCGAGGCCGCGGGCGGACGCCGGAGAGGAGGCCCCGGGCGGCGCCGCCGGGCGCCCCAGGCCGACCGCGAGCGGCGGGGGAGGCGGCCUCUCUGCCGUCUCGCGCGCUGAGGCCGCCCUGCCCGAGCCCAGCCGGUCGGCGGGCGAGGUCCAGCUGCAGGCCCUCGAGGCACGGCGCGCGGAGCUGCAGGGCAGGCUCGAGGCGGGCGCGCUGCGGGGCGAGAACGAGGCGCUGGAGGGCCAGGUGCUGCAGAUGCAGCAGGACCUCUUCGCGCUGCAGGACCGGAUCCGGGACCGCAAAGGCCGCUUCGGCGAACGGGCUGAGGCGCUGAGCCGCGCGCUGGAGGCGGAGCAAGCGGUGGCGCUGGAGGCCGAACGGCGGCUGGUCUGCACCGAGGACCUCAUGCGCUUCCACGAGGAACAGCGGCGGCUCAUGUCCGGGCACUGGCGGGCGCAGUGCGAGCUGAAGGACGAGCGAAUCAGGGCCCUGAACCUGCAGCUGACCGAGUACACCAUCGACUGGCAGCACCUCGGCGCGCAGCGGCAGACGGACGCCAGCCUCUCCCACGAGCUCCAGUGCCUGCAGGACCGCCACCGCGCGCUGGCGCGCGAGGCCGCCGCCUGCCAGGCCAGCCGCGAGGGCCUGGCGGCGAGGCUGCCGGAGGCGCGCGCCGCCGAGGCCGAGCUGCUGCGCGAGGAGGCCGCCGCCGAGGAGGCGGCCGCGUGCUCUCGCGCGGCGGGCUCCCGCGCGGAAGCGCGAGAGACGUCCGCAGGAGGCCGGGGCCGCCGCGCUGCGGGCCCAGCUGGCCCUUCUGGACUCGUGGGCGGCCCGGCCGCCGCGGCCACCGGCGGAGCUGGGCUCCGAGCACCAGUGCAUCUGGCGCGACGAGCUGGACGUGCGGGAGAGGCAGCUGAAGAAGAUCACCGCCCAGCUGGACCGCACCAGCAGCGCGCUGCACCUCGCGCAGUCGGCGCUUGCGAAGCAGACCGAGCGCCACGAGGAGAUGAAGGCCAGGCACCGCGAGGCCGAGUCGUCGCUGCGCGAGGGCGAGCGCCGCCGCGUGGCGUGGCGGCGGCAGGUCCUGGACCUGGACCGGGCGAGGCAGGACCUGCAGAGGGCGCUGGAGGAGCAGGCGCAGCGCUGCCAUGGCCCCGCGCCCGCCGCCCUGCGGCAGGGGCCCGCCGCGGCUUGCGGCGCCGACCUGCAGGC
Molecule: messenger RNA, 1314 nt
Organism: Prorocentrum cordatum
Lineage: Eukaryota; Dinophyceae; Prorocentrales; Prorocentraceae
Source: the annotation of a GenBank genome assembly